GCCAGAAAGCCCAUAAAAAGUCGAAGCCUCUUACGUGAUACUCGCCGACUCGACCUUGACUUCUUCAUUUCUCCAAACCCUAAUUUCUUUUCCUUAUCGUUUCAUGUCUCUGUAAAUCGACGCUCCGUUUCGAAACCCUAGCAAUUCAGAAUCUUUACCCCUCUCCUCUUAGGCUUUUUUGUUUUGUUUUGUUUUAUUUUUUACGAUUCUCCGGUCACUGUGGAGAGAUAGAUUGUUAGAUCAUGUAUAAGGAGAGGGGAACGCGUGUAUCGAAGUCGGAGGUGGUGGAUCAGAAAUGCAUAAACAAGGUUCAUGAUAAUCGAGCGUCGCAUUGGUUGUCUCACACCGUCAACGGAAAGGGCAAAGCAGCGUCGAACUCCGUCACGAUAGGGAAGCAAUUGCAUGACCACAACAGCCGUGAUUCACGUUCUGCUUCCCUCUCCAAAGUCACCAUUUCCGAUGGGGACAGGUGAGGAAGCCAUUGAAACAGUAAAACUUCUUGCUCUUAAAGAGGGAUUCCUGGUGGGAAUAUCCUCUGGAGCAGCAGCAGCUGCUGCGUUGAAGGUUGCAAAGCGGCCAGAAAAUGGAGGCAAACUCGUUGCAGGAACUUCUAUGGAUGAGCAUGCUUUCAGGUUGAGAUUCUGGACACAAGCGGAGGGACACAGUUGGGAAAGCUUGAGAUAAUAUUCCAACAAAGUGACAUGUAAAAGUUGUAGCUGUUGAGGCAACCGAAAAGAGCUAAGACAGCUUUUCAGGACAUUGAACAGGUAAUAAUGCAAUUGCUGAAGUUUAGGUCUUAUGCGUCGGUUUAAUAUUAUUCUGUUACAAGUCACAACAGCUACAAAGAGACGUGACAUGCCAUUGGUCUCUGUCGUAAUAGAAGUUGUGUUGGAUUUACUACCCUCAGAAACAUCAAACACAAUCCUUCAUGUUUCUUUGUUUAUGCAUAGCUUCCAAAGAGGAAUAUUGGAAAAUACUCAAGUUAAAAUUUUGUUGAUUUCAUGACAAAGGAAGAAACGUCAAACGCAAAAAACAAACAUGGUCGAGUACUCAUUCCUACGGACGCCAUUUGGUGGUCGAGUGGGCCAAAAAUGACAGUAGCAUGGAAGAGAAGCAGCAUCAUUCAAUUGGUAAGUACCAAGAAAUGAGCUUCUAAAGAGGAGAACUGGAGAAGAACAGAAAUAACCACACCUUCUCUGUUAAGAAUUUGUGUUGACCACUGUGAUUGAUAAUUCUCAAUGCUUGAACUUUCGCUCUGUACUGGCUUAAUAUAUUAGACUAUUAAUUUAUGUUUUUAUUUUGUGAUUAAAUGAAAAAGAACGUGGUACUUAUACACAUAAGAUAUUUCUAAACA
Messenger RNA from Brassica napus (rape), 1354 nucleotides. RefSeq names its product bifunctional L-3-cyanoalanine synthase/cysteine synthase. Gene Ontology annotation, cellular component: cytoplasm. Bases 403 to 684 code for a protein of 93 amino acids. The record is from RefSeq and is a predicted model, not a curated record. The transcript is spliced from 5 exons. Gene Ontology annotation, molecular function: cysteine synthase activity. NCBI's taxonomy places the organism in Eukaryota, Viridiplantae, Streptophyta, Magnoliopsida, Brassicales, Brassicaceae.